AUGCUAGGCCUGUUUGGGGGAAAGGCACCCGCCAAAGCCUCCACUUGUGAAGACAGACACCUCUGCUGCUUCUCCCCACAGACAACCCACUGCCCCCAGAGCCCAUACUUUCUGUAUUUCAACACCAAGGCUAGAGGGAAGCACAGAAGUGUGAAAGCCCAAAGAGAGGUAAUGACUUUCAUUGAAAAGAAAAAAAAUUUUUUGGCAUACCUUUUCAUUAAGAUUCAGCCUCUUUUGACGAAAUAUCAGUUAAUUCCCACCUUUUUUCUAACUCUCCUGGGUCUCACAGCCAUUUUCACGUUUUCCUGA
Rangifer tarandus platyrhynchus (Svalbard reindeer) is the source of this 309-nucleotide messenger RNA. Lineage: Eukaryota; Metazoa; Chordata; Mammalia; Artiodactyla; Cervidae. The record is from the annotation of a GenBank genome assembly.